This is a messenger RNA of Diuraphis noxia (Russian wheat aphid), 741 nucleotides long. RefSeq names its product WASP actin nucleation promoting factor (gene WASp). The record is from RefSeq and is a predicted model, not a curated record. NCBI's taxonomy places the organism in Eukaryota, Metazoa, Arthropoda, Insecta, Hemiptera, Aphididae. Gene Ontology annotation, molecular function: actin binding. Gene Ontology annotation, biological process: actin filament organization.
GCAACAGGCUGGGGUUUCAGAAAGUCAACUACGUAAUCCUCAGACUCGAGAUUUUAUUUAUGAUUUUAUUGAUAAACAUGGUGGUAUGGAUGCUAUUAAAGAAGAUGUUCAAGAUUCGCUUAUUCCGCCUCCUUUGCCAACAAGAUUUCGUCAAGCUCCACCUCCACCUCCACCUGUUUCCAAUAAUACAGCAAAUACCAGAAGCCCAGCACCACCACCCCCUCGGCCAAACAAUGUGACUAUUCCAGUUAAAAAACAAGAAGAAUGUUUUAUUCCUCCACCUCCGCCAUUAAUGAAUGCAGCUCCACCACCACCACCCCCUCCACAAAUGGAAUUAGCCAAGAGUAAGCCUGCCGAAGCUGUACCAGACACUAGAUCUGCACUUUUAGAAGCCAUCAGAUCUGGUAAAACACUCAAGCAUGUUGAUACAUCAAAUUCUAUAAAAGUGCCUAACACCGCAGAACCCAAUUCAAGAAAUAAUUUACUUGAUCAAAUAAGACAAGGCGUGGAAUUAAAAUCGGUACAACCAAUUGAAAAGAAAAGUAAUAACAAUUUAGAAAGUGAUGGUUUAGCUGGGGCAUUAGCUAGAGCUUUAGCUGAACGAGCUAGAGUUAUUCACAGUGACAGUAGUACCAGUGACUCCAGUGAAGGUGAUGACGAUUGGGAUGAUUGAGUUAUCAUUAUUAUAAUAUAAUAACUUUUUUUUUAAUUUAUAUACUUUAAUAUACUUAUAUUUACUGU